Molecule: messenger RNA, 1769 nt
Organism: Mugil cephalus (flathead mullet)
Lineage: Eukaryota; Metazoa; Chordata; Actinopteri; Mugiliformes; Mugilidae
Exons: 11
Coding region: 224-1480 (418 amino acids)
Source: RefSeq, a predicted model, not a curated record
GAGAGAGACCCCCCUCUGGAUUUCUUUUUUCUCCCUCUCUCCAAAAGAGAUCCUUCCUUCUGGAUCUCUCUUUUCUGCCUCACUGGAGAAACUUCUGGAGGUCCUCCCACGGUAUUAAGACGGAGCCUCACUACUGGUUUGGAGGAAGAUUUCCAAACACAAGAAACAAGUGCACAGUGUACAGCGAGGAAGAAGAAGAAGACACACACACCGACAGGCCGACAUGACUCUGCUGUGCUACAACAAAGGCUGUGGAGAGAAGUUUGACACCGACAAGAACAAAGAUGAUUCCUGCCUCUUCCACCCGGGAGUCCCCAUCUUCCACGACGCUCUGAAGGGUUGGUCCUGCUGCAAGAAGAGGACGACAGACUUCUCAGAGUUUCUCUCCAUCAAGGGUUGCACCCGCGGGCGUCACAGCAACGAGAAGCCCGUGGAGCCUCUGAGGCCGGAGGUGUCGUCAGAUAAGGGAGGGAUUAAACACAUCAAUGGCCAAGAGAUCAUCUACCAGGGCCCCAAAUCCGCAGAGAAGUUGCAGAAAGAGAGACCCAGUUCAGAGGAGCCCAUGGUCAAGCUGCCCCACAAAGUGUCGGCGUCCUUGGCUCAGGCUCUGGAGAAACUGGACAUCAGCAAGAGAGCGGAGAACGAGAAGAUAGAGAAUCAGACUGUCAUGCAUGGGACCCGCUGCAAAAACGCAGGAUGCAAAACGAUCUACCAGGGCCCAGAGACAGACAAGGAGGUCUGCACCUACCACCCCGGAGGUCCCGUCUUCCACGAGGGGUAUAAGUACUGGAGCUGCUGCUGCAUAAAGACGACAGACUUCAAUGCUUUCCUGGACCAGAAGGGCUGCACCACAGGGAAACACCGCUGGGUCCCAAAGCAGGACAAAAAGAAGGUGGCGUGUCGACACGACUGGCACCAGACUGCAAGCAAUGUAGUCGUCACGAUUUAUGCUAAAAACGCAAACCCAGAGUUCACGAGCAUCGAGGCCAACCGGACGGUGCUCUCAUGUCAAAUCCAGUUUGAGAACAACAAGAUUUUCAAGAGAGAGUUCCACUUCUGGGGGGUGAUCGACGUGAAACACAGCUCGGUCAACAUGGUCCCAACUAAAGUGGAGAUCACCCUUCGUAAGGCUGACCAGGUGUCGUGGGGCAAACUGGAGGACCCAAACUACAAACCAGAGCCCGAGCCUGUAGAGGACCCUUUUGCCGAAGUCUCUGAGUCGUACCAGCCCGACUGGGACAUCGAAGACGACGACAUCAGCGACUCGGACGACGACUGGGCAUACGACACCCCACAGAAUAAAACGAAGGAGGAGAGGGACAAUGAAGAGCAGAAGAAGAAGGACGACGAGAUGCAGAAUUUAAAAAGGAAGGAGGUGGAGGAGGAGAUGAAAAGGGCGAUGGAGGAGGAGAAGAAGCUAGAGGAGCAGAGGCAACUGGAGGAACAAGAAGGAUAUGAAGACAUGCCAGAUCUCGAGUAACUUUUGUAACCAAUGUUUAUUUCUGAAAUUAGUAGAAUAUUAUAAAGGUGGUUAUUGACAACCACUUCCAUCAACAUUAGAGGUCCAGCUAAGUUGAUUCUGUUGAAUUGGUUAAAAUGUUAGGAGUACGUCAGUGGUUGAAGCACACUGGAUCAUUUACAUGUUGUUAAGUUACAUCAUCCUUAUUAUUAUUAUUGCAGUAGAAAAUGAUGUUUCUCUCUUUAAAUGUGAACACAAUAACUGCUACAUGCAACUUCAACACAAGCAAUAAAGACUUUUCUAUACCUGC